AUAAUCCAAAACUACUGUGAUUGUCUAAAUUAGGGUAUAAAUAACGCAUUCAACUGAAAGCUUUAGUCCCUAAUAUACAUUAGUAAUCCAUCCUCAAACACAGAUAAAGACACAGGGAUCCAUGGCAGUGAUGCUGCAUGAACCACGAGUGAACCACAUUUCAGCUAUUGAUCGGAGUGGAAUUGCAUCUCCUGUUAUUAAUAGCAAAGACUAUAAUCAUCAAGAGAUUAACCCUAAGAAGGAUAAUCCUCAGCAGCCUGCUGGAUGGAGAACUUUCCUCUCGUUUGUUGGUCCUGGUUUCCUAGUUUCAUUGGGUUACCUUGAUCCUGGGAAUUUUGAAACUGAUUUACAAGCAGGAGCAGACCACAGAUACGAGUUACUUUGGGUGAUUCUGAUUGGGUUAAUCUUUGCACUUGUGAUUCAAUCUCUUGCUGUAAAUUUAGGAGUAUGUACUGGGAAGCAUCUAUCAGAGAUAUGCAAGGCUGAAUACCCAAUAUUUGUGAAAUACUGCCUGUGGCUGCUUGCUGAGAUUGCUGUCAUUGCAGCCGAUAUUCCUGAAGUGAUUGGGACGGCUUUUGCACUAAAUAUCUUAUUCAAACUUCCACUUUGGGUCGGGGUUCUUCUUACUGGUUUUAGCACCCUCCUAUUUCUUGGCAUCCAAAGAUAUGGUGUGAGGAAGCUUGAAGGGAUAGCCGUUCUAGUUUUGGUUAUGGCCGGUUGUUUCUUUGGAGAAAUGAGCUACGUGAAGCCACCAGCUGCUGAUUUACUAAAGGGAAUGUUCAUUCCAAAACUUGGUGGCCGAGGGGCUACUGGUGAUACCAUUGCACUACUUGGUGCUCUUGUAAUGCCGCAUAAUCUCUUUCUACAUUCUGCUCUUGUUCUCUCCAGGAGGAUACCAAAUUCAGUUCAUGGUGUCAAUGAUGCAUGCAGAUAUUUCCUGAUAGAAAGUGGCUUUGCUCUCUUUGUCGCAUUUUUAAUCAACGUGUCAAUUGUCGCUGUUUCUGGUACUGUUUGCUCAGGCAAGAACAUAUCAAGUGACUCCUUGGAUCGCUGCAAUGAUCUUAGUGUUCAUUCAGCUUCAUUUCUUCUUAGAAAUGUUUUAGGUAAGUCAAGCUCCACUCUCUAUGCAAUGGCACUGCUAGCUUCCGGGCAGAGUUCAACCAUAACUGGCACUUACGCUGGACAAUUUAUAAUGCAGGGUUUCUUGGAAUUAAAGAUGAGGAAAUGGCUGAGGAAUCUGAUAACACGAUGCAUAGCCAUCAUGCCUAGUUUAAUAGUUUCGAUCAUUGGUGGAUCUUCUGGAGCUGAAAGACUAAUUAUCAUAGCAUCGAUGAUAUUGUCAUUUGAACUUCCUUUUGCCCUCAUUCCACUCCUCAAAUUUAGUAGCACGACAACAAAAAUGGGUCCUCACAAAAAUUCAAUGAUUAUAAUCGUUUUCUCAUGGGUGGUAGGAGUUGGGAUAAUCGGCAUCAACAUUCAUUACUUGAGCACCACAUUUGUCAAUUGGCUGAUUCGUAGCACUUUGCCUAAAGUUGCUAACGUCUUCAUCGGGAUGCUAGUGUUCCCUGUCAUGGCUAUCUAUGUUCUAUUCCUGCUCUACCUUAUGUUCCGUAAAGAUGUUGUCACUUUGGAACCUAGAAAACUUGAUCGUAUUGCUGACAGAGAGGAUCUUGCUGAUAUGCCAUAUAGUGCAACUGAAAUGUCUUUUGUGAAUUCUUCUGUUAUUUAGCCAUAAGAUAGUCUUUGUCUUUGUUAAAAUCUUUCAGUAUUCUCUAGUUAGUAGCACUAGUGUCAUUAGGGGCUGAUAGGAGCAGAACCCAUCUGUAAGUUAUAUCAGCCUUGUUUCACUAUUUAGCGACAUAAUUAGGGAAGGUAUCAAAUCUGUCAUUGUGUACUGUCGUGAAUGCUUGGCUAUUUAGGUAAUCAGGACUGUCGCACAACGUGUUGUUACAUAUCUGUCUCAAAAUGGUCUCUGAGUUUACAUUUAGCAACGAAAUUGCCAGCAAAAGAACACAGACUGAGUUUAAGAGACG
Molecule: messenger RNA, 2033 nt
Organism: Lactuca virosa
Lineage: Eukaryota; Viridiplantae; Streptophyta; Magnoliopsida; Asterales; Asteraceae
Source: the annotation of a GenBank genome assembly